GAUGGCUCGUGCACGGCGCAGCUGCGAUCUUCGCAAUCACGUACACUCUCGUCUCGGGCAAGGCACGAGCAACGAUACCCACACUGCCGAAGGUGUGAUACGGGCGGCAAAAUUGAUAGCUUAGCAGCUUAUGAGGUGUCCUGCAUUGAUACUAAGCACCAUUUAGUGCCAAACAUUCACCAGCGAAGGUACCUAGCAGCAAAAAGCAAAAGCACUGCCGACAAACAAAGUCUUCAAAAGCAUUUCCUCGGGGCUGCGGUUUGUUUCGUAAGUGACUUCCAAUCACAGCAUGGCAGAAGAAAACAAGAAUGGAGCUGCACCGGCAGCCGAAGCGGCACCGGCAGCAGAAGCGGUACCGGCACCGGCACCGGAACCAGCACCGGAAGAUGCUGCACCCGAGGAAGGAAAGGCAGCGUCGGAAGCAGAUGCAUCCGAGGCUGAAUCGGAACCGGAACCAGAGCCAGUGCCUCAGAUUUCUACAUUCGAAAGGUUGAAACUAUUCCUGGCGGAAACGAACAACUUCCUCCUCAAGUACGACGAUCUGGUGGAGAAUAAGGAUAAGCACAAGAGCGUCUACCUCCACACCGUCAACGAACUGCGUGAGCUGCUGGUGACGUUGCUCCAACGGUACAUCCUGCAUACGAUGGUCCGGGAAGAUUUCCUCUACAAGCACAUCGUGUGCUGUGGUGAGGAUGCGGAGGCUAUGAAUACGGAAGAAUUCGAUGAACACUAUGCGGAAGUUCACAGCGAGGCAGACAAAGCCGUUGCCUUUCCAGAGCUGGACCAUAUUCGAGCCUACACGAGUGAAGUGAAGACGUACAUCGACCAUGGAAAGGCCAUGAACAACGAGGUAAUAUUUUCCCUGAAGCGACUACUGCGAAAGAGCAAUUCCGUACUGGCGGGACAUCUUGGUUGAGAUGGGCCGUUGUUGUGUUUUGGGGUCUCCAUAGCCCUAAGACAACAAAGCAUACUUAACUAGCUCUUAAGGCUGUCGGUGAAGUUACCUUCCGUGACAGUAAAACUCGAUUCUUCACUAACCCGUCGUUGCUAAUUCCCGCCAUGCUCUUCCAGAAGGAUGACGAUCGGUUUAUUAGAUCAUUAA
Messenger RNA from Anopheles moucheti, 1102 nucleotides. RefSeq lists its product as uncharacterized. The record is from RefSeq and is a predicted model, not a curated record. The transcript has 4 exons. Lineage: Eukaryota; Metazoa; Arthropoda; Insecta; Diptera; Culicidae. The coding region runs from base 290 to 916 and encodes 208 amino acids.